AUGGAAGUGGCCGAAGAGCAUAAUUGUAUCGAUGUGAAUGCUAUACUCAAACAGUUCAAUGAUUGGACGGUCCUAUUGGAGGUUCGGCUUGCCUACUCUUCCUUAUACACAUUUAUCUUUGUUACCGGAGUAAUUGGAAAUGGACUUUUAAUAUCAUCUAUACUACUCCGAAAAAAACUAUCAGUGGCCAACAUCUUUCUAAUCAACUUGGCGGUUUCUGAUCUGCUUCUCUGCAUCACUGCCGUCCCGAUAACUCCAGUGUUGGCAUUUAUGAAACGAUGGAUGUUCGGCAUAUUUAUGUGUAAAUUGGUUCCCGCUUGUCAAGCAUUUUCGGUUCUCAUUUCUUCGUGGUCUUUGUGCUACAUUGCAAUUGACCGAUAUAGGAGUAUAGUGACACCAUUGAGGGAACCAUGGUCGGAUAGGCAUGCGAGGUGGCUGCUGAUGUUCACCUGGGUCGUGGCAUUUCUGGCUAGCUACCCACUAUACUAUUCUCAAAACUUGAAAACUAUGGUUAUUGAGAAUGUGACACUAUGUGGAGAUUUUUGUGGUGAAUUCAACUGGCAAUCUGAUGAAUUAUCGAAACUGAGCUACACUACAAGUUUACUUAUUAUUCAGCUGAUAGUUCCAGCACUAAUCAUGUCUUUUUGCUAUUGGAAAAUAUUACAAAAGGUGCGAACCGACUGGCUGGUCGACGAGGGAUCAAUGUUAACUGCGGCACAACAGGCUCAAACUGCUGUCCGAAAACGACGGGUGAUGUACGUGUUGAUUCUGAUGGUUAUUGUAUUCAUGGCGUGUUGGUUUCCACUGUCUGCUGUCAAUUUAUUCCGAGAUCUGGGGAUGCGAUUCGAUCUAUUUCAAAGUGUCUACAAAGUGCUAGUCAUGGAUCAAAUGUACUUCAAACUCCUGAAUGUACACGUGAUAGCGAUGACCUCAAUCGUAUGGAAUCCGGUGCUCUAUUUCUGGAUGAGCAAGCGGCAUCGGCGAGCCCUAAAAGACGACAUGACGUGGCUGACGAACGCCCGUCGACAUACGAACGUCGGCGUUCUAUCUCGCUUCACACCUUCUCCGUCAGUGUCUGUAGUCUACCGACGAACUUUGGAGCGACAUCUCGGCGUCAAUCAUUUCCGCCGUGGGACGCUUGCUGAUCCAACAUGUACAUCACGAGAACGAAGUCUACCGAGGGAACUACAAUCGAACUGUUUUCUGCUUGUUCCGCUUAUGCCGUUAUGUCAAUCUGUGACUAGAAAGAAUAGUCAUUUGGCCAUCAAUCGAGAUGGAAUCGUCAUUCCUCAAGCGAACGGGCCCAGUCGCCGUCCUUCCAGUGUGAACACAAAUUCAACUCGAGACUGGUGA
Messenger RNA from Caenorhabditis remanei, 1353 nucleotides. RefSeq lists its product as uncharacterized. Gene Ontology annotation, molecular function: neuropeptide Y receptor activity; neuropeptide binding. Gene Ontology annotation, biological process: G protein-coupled receptor signaling pathway. NCBI's taxonomy places the organism in Eukaryota, Metazoa, Nematoda, Chromadorea, Rhabditida, Rhabditidae. The record is from RefSeq and is a predicted model, not a curated record. Bases 1 to 1353 code for a protein of 450 amino acids. The transcript is spliced from 11 exons. Gene Ontology annotation, cellular component: neuron projection; plasma membrane.